AUGACGAUGAGUGGAGAUCGGAGCAGAGUGGAAACCGUUCAUGUGCCGCCGGAAAUUUGGAUUUUUAAUUCUGCUUUGAAUUUUUGUGUGAAAUUUUAUGCUUUGAAAAUUUCGGUUAAACGACUCGAAAGUAUAACGAGACAUAGAAUUGGAUUGAGGAACAUGUUUGAAUCUGAAGAAUUAUUAGCUUCUAAGCAUGGUAGAGCUACCACCAGUCCUGUUGUUGAAGUUAAGAAAAUAAUUCUUAGCUUGUCAAGUGAAGGUAUAGAUUUUUGGAAAAAGACAAAAUAUAUUUUGAAAGUUCAAGAACCUUUAUUAAAAGUUCCAAAAUUAGUCGAUGGUGAUGAUAAACCUACAAUGGAAUUUAUAUACGAGGCUAUGGAGAGAGCAAAAUUGGCAAUAAAACAAAAUUGCAGGAGUUAUGACAAUUACUGGAGAAUAAUUGAUAAAAGGUGGAACUUUCAAUUACAUCAUGAUUUGCAUGCGGCAGGAUAUUUUUUCAAUCCACAAUUUCAGUAUGGCAAACAUGACAUAUCUAAUGAUAAGGAGGUCUUUGCUGGAACGAAAAAUGUGAUCAAACGAUUAGAGCCAACUUUGGACAAUCAAGUCAAAGCACUAAAUCAAGUAAGUAAAUACUCAACUGAGUGGUGGAUUCAAUAUGGUGAAAGUGCUCUUGAACUUCAAACCAUCGCUAUAAAAGUGUUGAGUCAAACGACAUCUUCUUCAAAUUGCGAAAGAAAUUGGAGCACUUUCUCGCUGAUUCAUACCAAGACAAGGAACAUACUUCGAUACCAAAAGUUACAUUCACUUAUUUUUGUGCAUUAUAAUAUGAGGCUCAAAAUUUGA
Messenger RNA from Mercurialis annua (annual mercury), 846 nucleotides. RefSeq lists its product as uncharacterized. The transcript is spliced from 5 exons. The record is from RefSeq and is a predicted model, not a curated record. Gene Ontology annotation, molecular function: protein dimerization activity. Bases 1 to 846 code for a protein of 281 amino acids. NCBI's taxonomy places the organism in Eukaryota, Viridiplantae, Streptophyta, Magnoliopsida, Malpighiales, Euphorbiaceae.